UAACGCAUGACUCGCAUAUAAAUAUAUGCAACUAUAAGUUGCAUUGAUAGUUAAUAUCUAUAAUCAUAUAUCACAAAGAAUUUCUAGAUAUGGAAAAGAAUUUGAAAGUAAAGACCAAAGCCAACUUAGAGAAAACAAGCUCUAAGCUAGAUGAGUUAGAGCCCGCGAGUCCAACAUCAGAAUACUUCUUGAGUGAGGUUGCAACAGUUUAUAUUCUUUCCAUUUUCGAAUUAGAGAUCCCUAUUGAUACUUCAUGCGUCUAUGCUUUCUUCAACGGCGUUUUUCUCAACAGUCAUCCCCGUUUUUCCUGUAUUCCGAUUAAAGGGGAAAAAGGAAGAAAUAUGUGGAAGAAAGUGGAAGUAAAUGUUGAAGAUCAUAUUAUAAAAGGCCCAAUUUUGCCAGAAGGUCUAACAACAGAAAUUUAUAGUAAGCAUUUAGAUGAUUACAUGUCCAAAAUAGCUACAACACCAUUUCAACUAAACAAACCUUUGUGGGAAGUUCACACUUUCAACUACCCUACAAACAAUGCAACUUCAACUUUGUUUGUUAAGUUUCACCAUGCUGUUGGUGAUGGCAUCUCCCUCAUGGGAGUUGUCUUCACCUGCCUUCGGAGAGUCGAUGAUCCUACGCUUCCUCUCACUUUCCCUACAAAAACUAGCAAUAAUACUUCAAGAGAAAAACAAAGGGCUAUUCAUAAUGUGAUGAAAACCUUAAGCGUUGUGCCUAGGUUUCUAUCCUCUAUUUUUACUUCGGUCUAUGAUUUUGGACAAACUCUUGGGGUGGUGUUGUUUGAAGACGAGUGUACUCCGAUUAGGUCCGGGAAUACCAACAUGCUUCUUCCAAGCUUGGCCCGAGUUUGUUCGGUCACUCUACCUCUCAGUGAUGUCAAGAGAAUCAAAUCACUUCUUAGAGCAACUGUCAAUGAUGUUAUUAUUGGUAUAAUCUCUUUUGCAACUCAAUUGUAUAUCCAAGAAAUAGACCAACGACGAUCAAACAACAGCGGCAUGACGGCAUCAAUAGCCCUCAAUACAAGGAGUAUCAAGGGAUAUGCAAAUCCGGAAAAGAUGCGCAAGGGAAAAACAUGGGGAAAUAGAAUUUCAGUGAUUGAACUAUCACUACCAAAAUAUAAAGAGGAAGAUCUUAAAAAUCCACUAAAUUUCAUCAUGAAAGUCCAAAAACUUAUGAAGAGAAAAAGGAAAAGCAUUGGUGCCAUCUAUCUCACGGCUUGGACCCUUGAUGCUAUAAAGAUAUUCGGAGGCUUUAAGGCAGCAGCUCGGGCCUUUGAAAAAAGCUGGAAAAAUUCAACCUUUGCAAUCACGAAUUUGAUUGGUCCAACUCAGCACGCCAGUAUCGCUGAUCAUCCCAUCAAAGGCUUUUACUUCGUACCAACUAGAUUGAACUUGAGUUUAACAGUUUCAGUGAUGAGUUACAUGGAUAAUCUAAGAAUUGGUUUAGUAGUUGAGAACGGCUUCAUCGAUCACCAAAGAUUAAUCACUUGCAUGGAAAAUGCCUAUCAAUUAAUUCUCCAAGCUGCCACUUCUUCUACAAAACCUACUGCACGGUAAAAUAAUUCGAUUUUUACAGAUUUUACCACAUAUAUAUAUAUAUAUAUAUAUAUAUAUGCUACAUGAGAGAAGAUUCGUUGUACGGUCAUACCACAUGAUUAUUGGAUCAAGGCUCAAACUCUACCAACUUGGGUGGUCCGAUAGACGCCAAAGUGUACAAACAAGCCCGUCUAGCUCAGUUGGUAGAGCGCAAGGCUCUUAACCUUGUGGUCGUGGGUUCGAGCCCCACGGUGGGCGUUAAUAAUUUGUUGUACUUUUGUUUCUCCUUGUGAUGAUAAGAAAAGUACUAGUACAACUAUUGCCAAUUGGUUUACCUUUACUA
This is a messenger RNA of Chenopodium quinoa (quinoa), 1887 nucleotides long. RefSeq names its product O-acyltransferase WSD1-like. The transcript has 5 exons. Gene Ontology annotation, molecular function: diacylglycerol O-acyltransferase activity; long-chain-alcohol O-fatty-acyltransferase activity. Lineage: Eukaryota; Viridiplantae; Streptophyta; Magnoliopsida; Caryophyllales; Amaranthaceae. The record is from RefSeq and is a predicted model, not a curated record. Gene Ontology annotation, biological process: triglyceride biosynthetic process. Bases 90 to 1565 code for a protein of 491 amino acids. Gene Ontology annotation, cellular component: plasma membrane.